UAUUUGUGACAGGAUUUUAACCACACUGGGUUCACAGUUUGACUUAAGAACGUUGCGGGCCGUCAGAGUGCUAAGACCCCUCAAACUGGUGUCUGGAAUCCCAAGUCUUCAAGUAGUAUUAAAGUCCAUUAUGAAGGCCAUGGUCCCCCUUCUUCAGAUCGGACUGUUGCUCUUCUUUGCCAUUGUUAUGUUUGCCAUCAUCGGCGUUGAGUUCUACAUGGGCAAAUUCCACUUCACCUGCUUUAAAAUAGAUACAGGAGAAAAAGUUGGUGAUUACCCAUGUGGAGCAGAACGUCCUUCAAGAGUGUGUCCCAAUGGAACAGUAUGUAGGGAGUACUGGACAGGACCCAACUUCGGCAUCACCAAUUUCGAUAACAUCCUCUUCGCCAUCCUCACAGUCUUCCAGUGCAUCACCAUGGAAGGAUGGACCGACGUACUGUACCAUGCCAAUGAUGCCUCGGGGAACACCUGGAACUGGCUGUACUUCAUCCCUCUCAUCAUCAUUGGCUCCUUCUUCAUGCUUAACCUUGUCCUGGGUGUCUUAUCAGGGGAAUUUGCCAAAGAAAGAGAGCGAGUGGAGAAGAGGCAAGAGUUCUUGAAGCUCCGCAGACAGCAGCAGAUUGAGAGAGAGCUCACCGGAUACCUGGAAUGGAUAUGCAAGGCAGAGGAGGUGUUGCUGGCAGAGGAGGAUCAGAAUGCUGAGGAGAAAUCCCCUCUGGAUGUGCUGAAACGAACAAAGACCAGGAAGGGUCGCAAUGACCUCAUCAGUGCUGAAGAAGGAGAGGAACACUUUACGGACAUCUCCUCUGUUGCACCACCUGGAUCACCUUUUGCUCGAGCUAGCCUGAAGAGCAGUAAGAAUGAUAGCUCCUCAUACAUUCGUCGAAAGGAAAAGAGGAUACGCUUUUUCAUCCGGCGGAUGGUGAAGGCACAGAGUUUUUACUGGAUUGUUCUGUGUUUGGUGGGUUUGAACACGAUGUGUGUGGCCAUGGUCCAUUACGAUCAGCCUGAGUGGCUCACCAAGGCCCUGUACCUGGCAGAGUUUGUAUUCCUGGGUCUGUUUCUGACAGAGAUGACUCUGAAGAUGUACGGCCUGGGGCCCAGAAACUACUUUCACUCCUCGUUCAACUGUUUUGACUUUGGGGUAAUUGUGGGAAGUAUAUUUGAGGUGGUGUGGGCUGCGAUUCAGCCUGGGGCAUCUUUUGGGAUCAGUGUUCUGAGAGCCCUGCGCCUGCUCCGUAUUUUUAAAGUAACCAAGUACUGGAACUCUUUGCGGAAUCUAGUGGUUUCACUGUUAAACUCGAUGAAGUCCAUCAUCAGUUUGCUCUUCCUCCUCUUCCUCUUCAUCGUGGUAUUUGCCCUGCUAGGGAUGCAACUCUUCGGGGGCCAGUUUAAUUUUGAAGAUGAAACUCCCACUACAAACUUUGACAGCUUCCCUGCAGCCAUAAUGACAGUCUUCCAGAUUCUGACAGGAGAGGAUUGGAAUGCAGUGAUGUAUCAUGGGAUAGAGUCCCAGGGCGGCGUCCGGAGUGGAAUGUUCUCCUCGGUCUACUUCAUUGUUCUUACACUGUUUGGAAACUACACACUUCUCAAUGUAUUCUUGGCCAUCGCUGUGGAUAACCUUGCCAAUGCACAGGAGCUGACAAAGGAUGAAGAGGAACAAGAGGAGGCAGCAAAGAAGAACAUUGCUCUUCAGAAGGCCCUGGAGGUGAAGGAGGUCAGCCCCAUGUCUGCUGCCAACAUCUCAAUAGCAGCUUUUGUAAAGCAAAAUCGAGAUGCAAUCUCUCGCAGGUCUUCAGUCUGCAGCGUUCACUCACCUAAAGAGCAGCAGAGGUCAUUGCAGAAGAUGUCCAUAUGGGAGCAGCGCACCAACCAGCUGCGUCGUCACAACCUGCGCAACAGCAGCGAGGCCCUUUACAGCGAACUAGAGCCUGAAGAGCGUCUGCGCUUGUCUUCGGUGCUCCAUCUGCGGCCCGACAUGAAGGCCCACCACGAUCGGCCGCUGGUAGUGGAGCACCGAGACGGUGCUGUGGACAAUUCUAGGACUGACAGAGAUGGAGACACUGCAGACUGUCAGCAGUCCUCCGGCCACCCAAGGAAGCACCAUCGAUGUCGAGGAGAGAACGGAGAUGCAGGAGAGGGGAGGCAUCAUAGACACCACAGCCGAAACAGAGAGAACCAGGGCGGCCUGGAGCACAGCAGCAAUCAGGAUGUAGGACACAGUAACCAACACACGGCUGGUUCUCCUGAGGAGGAGAGAGAACACAGACACCACCAUUCUCGCCGAUCCAGAGAGGUCAACGGAAAUGGCAACGGCACGAUCGGUAAUGGAGGCAGAGGCGAGGGUAGGGUACGAGGUCACAGGGAGGGCGAAGGAGGGAAUGGAGAGAGGAGAAGACACCGGCCACGUGUUAAAGCCCAGUCAACACUGGAUGGAGAAGAAUUUAGGGAAAAUGGUGGAAAACACAGGGGCAGACCAACAGGAACAGACAGCCUUACCACCAGCCCUCUCCAGUCUCCAACUGAAGAGAAGCCAGAAGACAAAGAUAAUCUAAAAAACAGCACCAGAGUGGGCCCAGCUGGAGUCAACAUCCCUGUCACCAUAACUGCCCCACCUGGAGAGACUACAGUCAUUCCCAUGAACAACAUUGAUGGUGACAGUCUACUGCUGAACGAGGAAAAGAAGGAUCUCGAUGAGCUAAAUCAGAAUGUACCCAAACACAUUCUCCCAUACAGCUCCAUGUUUGUGUUCGGUCCAACUAACCCAGUGAGAAGGCUUUGUCAUUAUGUGGUGAACCUGCGGUAUUUUGAGAUGUGUAUCCUCACAGUCAUCACCAUGAGCAGCAUCGCCCUCGCUGCUGAAGACCCUGUGCAGGCCAAUGCCCCGCGCAAUGAUGUGCUGAAAUACCUAGAUUACGUCUUCACUGGUGUGUUCACUUUUGAGAUGGUAAUAAAGAUGAUCGAUCUUGGGCUGCUGUUGCAUCCUGGGUCUUACUUCAGGGACCCAUGGAACAUACUGGACUUCAUCGUAGUCACUGGUGCUCUGGUGGCCUUCGCCUGCUCGAGCUUCAUGGGAUCACAGCAAAGCGUGACCAGAGGAACUAAAGGCAAGGACAUCAACACUAUCAAGUCCCUAAGGGUCCUUCGAGUCCUGAGGCCCUUGAAGACCAUUAAACGAUUACCUAAACUCAAGGCUGUGUUUGACUGCGUGGUGAACUCCCUGAAGAAUGUGCUCAACAUCCUCAUCGUUUACAUACUCUUCAUGUUCAUCUUCGCGGUUAUUGCUGUGCAGCUUUUCAAGGGGAAGUUUUUUCACUGCACGGAUGAAUCCAAAGCCCUGGAGAAGGACUGCAGGGGGCAGUUCCUGGAGUAUGGCAGUGAUGGACUGGCCAUGACACUGCCGCGCGAGUGGAAGAAGUAUGAUUUCCAUUAUGACAACGUCCUGUGGGCCUUUUUGACCCUGUUCACUGUCUCUACAGGAGAAGGCUGGCCAACAGUGCUGAAACACUCUGUUGAUGCCACGUAUGAAGACCAGGGUCCCAGUCCAGGUUACCGCAUGGAAACCUCCAUCUUUUAUGUAGUCUACUUCAUCGUCUUCCCCUUCUUCUUUGUCAACAUCUUUGUGGCUUUGAUCAUCAUCACGUUCCAGGAGCAGGGAGAUAAAGCCAUGGCAGAGUGCAGCUUGGAAAAGAAUGAGCGAGCUUGUAUCGACUUUGCCAUCAACGCCAAACCUCUGACACGCUACAUGCCGCAGGACAAGCAGUCUUACCAGUACAAGAUAUGGAAGUUUGUGGUGUCCACUCCGUUUGAGUACUCCAUCCUGACCAUGAUUGCCAUCAACACAGUGGUCCUCAUGAUGAAGUUCCAUGAUGCUCCUAAUCCGUAUGAGGACAUGUUGAAGUGGCUGAACAUCAUCUUCACGGCUCUCUUCACUCUGGAGUGCAUUCUCAAGGUUAUUGCCUUCGGCCCUCUGAACUACCUGAAGGAGGCAUGGAAUAUUUUUGACUUUGUUACUGUGCUGGGGAGCAUCACUGACAUCCUGGUUACUGAGAUCGAGACGGAUAAGAGGAUUAAUCUGAGUUUCCUGAGACUCUUCCGGGCCGCCCGUCUCAUUAAACUACUACGACAGGGCUACACCAUUCGCAUCCUGCUCUGGACCUUUGUUCAGUCCUUUAAGGCCCUGCCGUAUGUGUGUCUCCUCAUUGCAAUGCUCUUCUUCAUAUACGCCAUCAUUGGGAUGCAGGUGUUUGGCAACAUCAUGUUGUCCGAGGAGUCAGCUAUCAACAUCCAUAAUAACUUCCAAACAUUUUUUCAGGCCCUCAUGUUGUUGUUCAGGAGUGCUACAGGGGAGGGUUGGCAUGAAAUUAUGCUGUCUUGUCUGAGUGAAAGGCCAUGUGACCGUGACUCUGGAUAUUCUGGAAAAGAGUGUGGCAGUGACUUCGCUUACUUCUACUUUGUUUCUUUCAUUUUCCUUUGUUCCUUCCUGAUGCUGAAUCUGUUCGUCGCUGUCAUCAUGGAUAACUUUGAGUACCUGACACGUGACGCUUCUAUUCUUGGGCCUCAUCACCUCGACGAGUUCAUCCGUGUUUGGGCUGAGUACGACCCUGCCGCCUGUGGACGCAUAUCCUACCUCGAUAUGUACGAGAUGCUUCGCCACAUGUCCCCUCCACUAGGUUUGGGAAAGAAAUGUCCUCCAAGAAUCGCCUAUAAGCGGUUGGUGAGGAUGAACAUGCCCAUAGCUGAAGAUAGUACGGUUCACUUUACCUCCACUUUAAUGGCACUAAUCCGGACCGCCCUGGAGAUUAAACUGGCAUCAGGAGUUCUGGCUCAGAGGCUUUGUGAUGCCGAAUUAAGGAAGGAGAUAAAUAAAAUUUGGACUAACUUGUCUUCAAAAACAGUGGACCUGCUGGUGACACCUCAUAAACAUAAUGAAUUGACUGUUGGGAAGGUCUAUGCUGCUCUCAUGAUUUUCGACUACUAUAAGCAGAACCGAGCCAAAAGACUCCAACAGCAGCAGGCUGCACCAGGCACACAGAGUAAAGUUGGAGUCCUCUUCAGACCAAUGCUUCCUCUCACACACUUGCACGAUCAGGAGCCACUAGUGCUGAAAGCCCCGCCCUCUUCUCAAUCAGAUACCACACCACAGCCAGAUGCCCCGCCCACAUCCUUGAACCUGACCAACGGGGAUGCAGUACAAAGCCAGAGCAGUGCCAUGAAAAAAUCUCCAUCUGGAGACAUACCUCAGGAAGUCACACAGGAAGCAAACAGAAGGCCUCUCCAACGGGGCCAGUCGGAAGAUGUGCCAAACACAUACAGAUCUCAGGAAUUUGUUGAGAUGACUGACAUGGAGAAUGACUCUGAUGUGGGCGGGUAUCCUGUGCUGGAGGGUCACGGCAGAGCUGCCUCCAUGCCCAGACUCAACGCUGGCUUUCAGCGGAGCCACUUACGCCACACCGCCGGAACGUAUCUAGCACCUAUCGCAGACGUGAGUCCCAUGCGGCGGUCUACGUCCUCAUUGAAUCCUCAGAGAGGGGUGCGAGAGGUCAAUCUGAGCGAUUAUGACCUGGAGAGGCCCAAGAUGGCCCCGGGCCAGACCCUCACUCAGGAGAGAGAGAGGGAGAGAGCUCAUCAUCAUCAUCACCAUCAUCAUCACCGCUGCCAGCGGCGCAGAGACAAGAAGCACAAAUCACUGGAUCGAGCCAUCAACGAGGAGCAGCCUCCCCCUGCAGCAGAUCCAAACACUGAGCCACUGCCUAGGGAACGAGCGCGGGAGCGAGACCGCGGCCGUUCUCACGAGAGGAAGCACCAUUCAUCCUCAGCGGUGGAAAGGAAGCAGCGAUACUACUCUUGCGACCGCUACGGCAGCCAUGAACAAGGCCACAGCGUGUCCGCCGGGCCUAGCAGAUCCACAUCGCCAGGAGAACCCCAUGACCCAAACAGGCUUAAACAGGGAGUUAACACUGCUAAAGGAACUUCAAUCGUUCAUACCUCAGGCACUAGCACACCCUGCCGCGGGCGUAGACAGCUCCCACAAACGCCCCUUACCCCUCGGCCCGCUGUUGCCUACAAGACUGCCAACUCCUCUCCAGUCCAGCUCAACACUGUCCAGUCUACAGGGCCCUGCCCCACUCGCCUUAGUCGUGGCCUGUCAGAGCACGACGCCCUACUCAGUGGUAGCACCCACCGCCAAACUCCCGUGCCUGUCACUCGUAUCGGCUCUGACCCCAACUUAGGUCCCCCCCAGCAAGACUCGCACUUGUCUGAAUCGGAUGACUUCCACGAUGCCUUGAGCACGUACGGCACAGGCCGCUCCCCUAGGACUGCAGCCUCCAUCGCCCACACUUCAUCAGGUGCGACCCACACUUCCACGCUGCUGUCGCGCAGCCAGAGCGGAGUUCCCAACGGUUAUCACUAUUCCCUCGGAGUAAACAUGGCGCCUGGGUCGGGCGGUAGAGCAUCUGGAAGCUACCAGGAGACUGAGAGAGAUGACUGGUGUUAGCAUGAUUCAAUCUAGCGUGAGUUUUAUCAUCUUUGCCCUAAGAGGAGGAGCCAAGUUUUGGAGGGAAACAAGAGUUCUGUCUGCAGUUUACACUAUUACAACUGUUUAACAUCAGCUUGAGCCAAUAUGGUUUUAUAAAGGUGUUCUUCUCUUGUUUACAGACGUCCUUGCUACUGUUUGUGAAAGUUGCGGCACAGAUGGAAAGAACUUGGAGGUCUUGAUAGGUUUCAAACUGAAUAGUUUAGCCUCAAGUGGCUCUCCCCACCUCUGUUAAUUUCAUUAGGGCUGAUUCCACAAGGGUCACAUGCAGGGAGAUGGUCACAUCAGCUGUGAUUGUGAUCGAGACCUCAGACCCCCAAAAACACAAGCUAUGGUGAAAACAGUUGUGUGGAAAAAGUUAGACCUUUAGAUGUUGAGAUUUGUUGAGAUUGUUGAGAGGUUCUUUUUGCACAGGACACAAUGACUGAAAAGUUAUUUCUAGGGAUUUUGGCAGUGUGUCCACCAAAAACGUUUAGUUUUUUUUCUGAAUGGAGCAUAUAAUUUCAAUUGUUCGCAGUGGAAGCACCACGUUUUAGUGUGACGUGGCAGCAGGCGUCUGUUCCAAGCUCAGUGUUUCUUGUUGUUGAGAGUUGAACAGUGUUCAUCUUUGGGUAAAAUGUAGCAUGCAUCACUGUUACUUUUUACGUUAACAUUCUAUUUCCAUUAGAGGAUGGGCAGGACAAAUACAACACCAACCAACCAUCACAUUCUACUUGUAUAAUAAUUGAAUAACCAUUGUCUGACACCCACAGAUUACAACAUUAACAUGAAAAAAAAUGACUUGUGUGAGUAACAUUUUAGUCGUCUUGGGUCUACCAGGUAAGCUGCUAAAUGCUGCACCUCCAAAUCACUCAACUGGGAAUUUUCAAAAGAGUUGCUGGCAUUUUCAGUGGCUAAAAACUAUUUGGUGGACACACAACCUUAAGGUUUGUGCUGCAGUAAUUCUACUACUUUCUCUAGCUUGAGUGGAACAGACGGUGUGCUCCCACCUACUGAAAAAAGGCCAAAUUAAACUCACUUUUCUAUCAGACUGCAGUAGAUUGAAUAUCUUUUCACAGUGUUCCAUUUUGUACCUUGUAAAUGAUCCAAGUGUAUCUGGACAUUACGUAAGGUCUAAUCCUUGUCUUACUCUCAAGGGGUAAGAUACCAAGUGCCUAAACUUUGAGAUUUUAUUGCCACAUUGGUGCGUGAUGCAUUACAAAGCAUUUGGCCUAAAAAGGCAAUGAAGAGAUUCUGUACGCUGUAGGUUAAAUGUCACUGAUAUUUGUUUCUUAGAUGUACUUGAGCAUGGGUUUAAGGAAAGAGAUUGCACAAAACAAAGACUGUAGUGUUGUAAAGUUUAGGUGGAUGUUGAUGAUGUCUGUCUUUUCUGAGUGUGUUACUGAAAUGAUUCAGGGGGAGAUACUGUAGAUGCUACUGUAUAUUAUAAAGGUAAUGCAGUUGAGUUAUAGAUGACUGAAAGGUUGUGUUUGUUGGUUGCUGUUGAUGUCAGUGUUGUUUCCAGAGGGCAUAUCAUGAGCUCAUGUCUUUCUUUUUCAGUAAUUGAGAAAGAUGGUGAGACAGAUUUGAAGCACUUUGUCCAUUUUCUCUUUUAUCUAUUAAUCACAAAAGAUUCAGUGCAAACUAUCUGAAAUAGAGAAUAUGUUGUUUUCUCGCAAUUAAAGGUGCUUCACGAUGCCAUAGAAGAACCUUUUUUGUCUAAAUGGCUCCAUGAAGAACCUUUAACAUUUAAGAGCCUUUCUGUUUAAAGGUUCCUUGUGGCGAAAGAAGGUUAGAAAGAGAUGGUUCCUUAAAGAACCUUUAACUGCUUGGUUCUUCUAUGGCAUCGCUGUGAAGAACCUUUUAAGCAUCUUUAUUUUUAAGAGUGUAGUAAGAUAUUGUAAUGUUUUUGAUGAGAGUUAAAUUAAGGUCGAUUUAUUUAGAAUAUGGAUUAUUCUCUGAUCCUGCCCAUGUCUUCAGUUUGUCGACUUAAGCUGUGUCUUUUCUGUCUGAAGAGUUUAUUACAUGGUGGUAUUUUUAGGGUGAGCCUGCAAUAGAGCGCAACAGUGGCUGUCUGUUUUCUACGGUCUUGCUUCUGGAAGUGUUUUACCAUUCAUUGUCUUUAUGGGAAUUUCAAGCAGAAAUGUAUUUAAGGCAAAACAGUGUACAAAAAUAAAACUUGCUAGGUAAUAAAGCUACUGGAACAAAACUAAAUAAAUGAAUCAUAUCUUGCACGAUUUUCAUGAUUGGCAAAUCUUUUCACAGGAUUAUGAGUGGUACAUUAGUUCUUUACCAGGAAUUUUUGCUUAAGAAUGUUGCUAUGGAGAAAAUGAAUGGAAUUUUUACCCGUGAAACUCGACUGUUGCGCUUUAUAACCUAAAUGCAGGGAAAAGGUUGACUGUUGAAGUACUGUGGGGCUAUGCAACAAAAUGACACUUUAGGACUGCUCCUCAUCCUGUAGCUUUACCUGCACUCAACACAAACUAGCUUUAGUACCAAUGGGACCAAUUCAUUGCUUCACAGAGAUCUUUAUAUAUACAGGAUGUGUAGAUUAGCUCACCUAAAAAUGCCAGAUUUUAAUGCAGAUGCAUUGCUGAUUGUGCUUGAUAUUGAUGUGCCCUCUGAAAGUAUAAAAAUUAAUAUAAUGGUAUUUGUAGCCCACUGGUUGCACUAUAGGUUGGGAAUUGAUGUUGUGUUACGCAACCUGUCGCUAAAAGAAAGGUUAAUGUAAAGACAUUUGAUUUCUUUAUUUUUUUACAGUAUGUGAUGUCUUAGUGAACUACAGUACUUUUGGCCAACAUUUCCGUUUUGGGAUGGAGAUGAGUGUUGUGAACCUAAUAGAUCUUUGGCUUCCCUUUAUUUAGACAUCACCUUUCCUCUUUUAAAAAAAGUAAAUAAAAACAGAAAAAAAUGCACACACACAUAUAUAUGCCAGGUGCCAAAUUUAUUACAGCACUAGUUUGUGUCAGUGUGCUGUACACUUUGUCCAACUGGCCUGAGGCUAAUCUCUUUGGAUGAUGUCAUGUUUGCAUGUUAUGAUGUCAUAUGUAUGUGCAUGUAGGAAAUUUUAUACCUUCAUCCAUGUUUUUCUGUGAGGAGUUAAUUGGCUGGUGAUUUUUUUUUUUUUUAGAAAGAAUCUUUGAUACACUUAGCCCUGGAUUUCUGGGAGAAAAUUAGAAGACCCUUCUCUUCUCAGUUUGAUGUAAGAGAUGUUGAAAACAGUGGAGCGAUGCACAGAGACGACAGAUGCCUCACUCCUGUGAUCUGAUGAUCGAUCUAUGAUGACAUAUAUUUCCGCUCAUUGACUCUUAUCAGUCUCAUUUCUACCAUUUACAUUUUGUAUGAAAAUGCAUCACUGAAUUGAGAGAUA
This is a messenger RNA of Carassius auratus (goldfish), 9887 nucleotides long. Its product is annotated as voltage-dependent N-type calcium channel subunit alpha-1B-like. Lineage: Eukaryota; Metazoa; Chordata; Actinopteri; Cypriniformes; Cyprinidae. Bases 131 to 6499 code for a protein of 2122 amino acids. The record is from RefSeq and is a predicted model, not a curated record. Gene Ontology annotation, biological process: chemical synaptic transmission; calcium ion import across plasma membrane. Gene Ontology annotation, cellular component: neuronal cell body; voltage-gated calcium channel complex; membrane. Gene Ontology annotation, molecular function: high voltage-gated calcium channel activity; calcium ion binding. The transcript has 48 exons.